This is a messenger RNA of Dentiscutata erythropus, 183 nucleotides long. The record is from the annotation of a GenBank genome assembly. NCBI's taxonomy places the organism in Eukaryota, Fungi, Glomeromycota, Glomeromycetes, Diversisporales, Gigasporaceae.
AUGUCUAGUAAUAAAUUGUUUGAAAAAGAUGCUGAUGAAAAUAAUAUAUCAUUUGAAUAUGAUAGAAUCUAUAAUUUUAACUCUAAUUUUAAUGAAAAUAUUGAAGAUAGAAAUAGUUUUAGUGAUAAAAAUGUUAAUUAUAAUGAAGAUGAUAAUUAUAUUAGUGAAAAGGAGAAAAAUACU